Molecule: messenger RNA, 927 nt
Organism: Cyanidioschyzon merolae strain 10D
Lineage: Eukaryota; Rhodophyta; Bangiophyceae; Cyanidiales; Cyanidiaceae
Product: probable heat shock protein hslV, proteasome-related peptidase subunit
Exons: 1
Coding region: 1-927 (308 amino acids)
Cellular component (GO): proteasome core complex; HslUV protease complex
Molecular function (GO): threonine-type endopeptidase activity
Source: RefSeq, a predicted model, not a curated record
AUGCUUGCCACAAUAGGUCGCUGGAGGACUGUUUCUGGAAGCAUUAGGGCGGCAAGAGCGUUGUCCGUUGCACUUCGAGCACCGGCAGCUGUCGUGGCUCGCGAGCAGGCCUCCAGCGUCAGUGUAAAGCGCACAAGCCUGCCUGGGGGCAGCACUCUACUGAGAAACACUUCUGCCCAGUCUCUGCUCGCUUCGUCCGCGCUCAACGUUUCAUCAACUCGAGAGGAACGUUUGGCAAGGCACGUUGGGUCUGGACGUGUUCAGAGAGCGGUAACGCUGGCGGCUGCGUGCGCGCCGCGUCCUCGGGCAGUGCUCCCGAGUGCUGGAUCGAACCAGAACUUUUGCACAGCGUUAAGGAAACUAGGUACCGCCUGUCUCUACCAACAGCCACAGCCGUGGCACCACACAACGAUUCUGGCUGUGCGGAAAAGUGGCCAAGUGUGUCUGGUCGGCGAUGGGCAGGUAUCCAUGGGUGAAACCAUUCUCAAGGCGAAUGCACGCAAGGUACGGCGCCUAGGCGACUCGGUUAUUGCGGGCUUUUCUGGUGCCACUGCGGAUGCGUUGACGCUUUUCGAGCGGUUGGAACAAAAACUUGAGGCGUACCCAGACCAGUUGCUGCGAGCAUCUGUCGAACUCGCAAAGGAAUGGCGUCAAGACAAGGCCUUGCGACGUCUCGAUGCGCUUCUUCUGGUCGCUGACCGUUCGAUAACGCUCACGCUCACGGGCACCGGGGACGUGCUGGAGCCCAGUGACGGCGUCAUGGCCAUCGGCAGCGGUGGUAUGUACGCCCUGGCGGCUGCGAGGGCACUUCUGGAGCUGGAAGACUGGACGGCGGAGCGAAUCGCUCGACGAGCUAUGCAGAUUGCCUCAGAAAUAUGUGUAUUUACGAACGAGCAACUAACAUGUGAAGUGCUCAGUGGUGCAUGA